This is a messenger RNA of Anoplopoma fimbria (sablefish), 4476 nucleotides long. Its product is annotated as PHD finger protein 20-like. The coding region runs from base 1 to 2310 and encodes 769 amino acids. The record is from RefSeq and is a predicted model, not a curated record. Gene Ontology annotation, cellular component: nucleus; NSL complex. Gene Ontology annotation, biological process: regulation of transcription by RNA polymerase II. The transcript is spliced from 17 exons. Lineage: Eukaryota; Metazoa; Chordata; Actinopteri; Perciformes; Anoplopomatidae.
AUGAAGAUGAAGACUCCUCCAGACAGGUCAGGAAUCACCUUUGAGGUCGGAGCUCAGCUAGAGGCCCGAGACCGCCACAAGAACUGGUACCCGGCCACGAUCGAGAAGAUCGACUACGACAAAGAGCGGAUCCAUGUUCACUACCGCCAGUGGAGCCGUCGACACAACGAAUGGUUUCAUUGGACGUCGCCGUACAUCCGUCCGCUGGAGAGAGUCAGCCUGAGGAGGCAGGGCCUGAGCCCUCCGUGUUCACAGCCGAUGUUUGUCUCGGGAGCGAAGGUUCUGGCCUGUUGGACCGACUGUCGUUUCUACCCGGCCAAAAUCCUCCGAGUCAACAAAGACGAGUCCUACACAGUGCGUUUCUAUGACGGCGUGGUUCUGACUGUGAAGCCCACGAAGGUGAAACCAUUCCAGGAAAAGUCCAGAUCUGAGAAGAGUGCAGUGGGAAGCGAGGGAUGGGAGGAAGGAGAGAGCGAGGAGGAGGAGGAGGAUGAGGGAGAGGAGGAGGAGGAAGAGGAGGAGAUUAAGGAGGAGGAAACGGAGGAGAAGGUGACAUCAGGGGAGAUGGAAGGAGCUGAGGAAGGAGAGGAGGAGAGGAAGAGGAGGGCAGAACCUUCAUCCUCUCAUCCACCAGCAAAGAAGAAGACAGACAGUAGAAGCAGCGGAGCUCACAAUCAGCCAAUCACAGCUGACUGCGCCCAGCCAGCUCCUGCUGACUCCGCCCACAUGGACAAGGACCUGUUGGAGCGUCAGGCUCACCUUCCCACCACACACAGAUUCAGCAGAGAGCCUCUCUACAGGGUGAUAAAGAACCAGCCUCCUCCCAUCCUCUCCAUCGAGUUGGACCACAACCCCUUCAAGUGCCCCGGCGUCGGCUGCACCAAGUCCUUCAGGAAGGCCAGUCUGCUGCACUACCACAUGAAGUACUACCACUCCGAGCAGCUGCUGGACGAGGAGCUGGAGGCGCCGAGGAGGAACAGGUCGUCCUCUAAAGGGAGCGACUUCCUGUCAGACUGCAAGAGUGAGGACCAGAACACCUAUCACCAUGACGACAGAGAGCACGGCGCCAUGGACACGGAUGUGAAAACAGGAGACCAGGACAGAAAGGAGAGGAAGAACUUCCUGAGAGUCAAACUGAAGAAGAAGAAAAAGAAGAAGAAGAAGAAGAGAAGUCAGCCAGGACUCGGCAGCAGCGACGACGAGAACUCCGACCGACCUCCGAUCACGCUGAAGCUGUCGUCUGAACACGAACACGCGUACACACAACCCGACGACGGCAGCGACUGGUCGACGCUCACGGCGGAGAGCGGGGAGGACACGCCCUCCUGGCCCGUCGCUAUGGAUACGGAGGAUUGUGAGGUGGUGAGGUGUGUGUGCGAAGUGGACGAGGAGAACGACUUCAUGAUCCAGUGUGAGUCGUGUCUGUGCUGGCAGCAUGGAACCUGUAUGGGUCUCUACGAAGACAACGUCCCACACAACUACACCUGCUACUACUGCAGACACACUGCAGGUGAGGACGUUGGGCCCCAGCGGUUCCUGUCAGAACCUGAUUUGCUGAUAUCCGGUCACAUGUUUGGCCUUUCCUGCGUGAAGGAGAACUACUCGGAGAUCAACGCCUCCACGAUCUCACACACCAACAGUCUGCUGGCGCACACGCAUGGCCUCAAUCAGGUCCUCAGCGGGCUGCAGCUGAAGAUCAGCCUGUUGCACUCUCCGUCACAUCCCGACCUGCAGCUGUGGAGGUUGCCGUGGAGACGAGAGGAGGGGUCGAGGUUGGCGUCCAGCCCGAGAGGAGAGACGCCCGUCUGCUACGUCAGCAGCGAGCACUGCUACCAGAAGCCCGGUGCAUCAUGGGAAAAAGCAGAGGAGAGGGAAAAGGACAGGCAGACGGCUGCAGUGAAGCAGGAGGACGACACGGAGCUCCGGGAACUAAAGCCUGAAUAUGUCGACCAGCAACCGGCUGAUGACGCCACGACGGAUGCGUACGCUGUGGGGCACACACACAUGCUGGGUAUAAAGCAAAGAGAGGACCACACGCACACGGACAGCCGCGAACACGCACACACGCGCCCGGCGUCUGAGGCCGAGUGUCAGCUGAACCUGCUGGAGCACGUCGAGUCUCUGCACCACCAGAUCAGCGCCAGGAUGGACAUGAUAGAGCGGGAGCUGGACGUUUUAGAGUCCUGGUUGGACCACUCCGGCGAGCUGGAGCCUCCGGACCCUUUGUCCCGCCUCCCGCAGCUCAAGCAGCGAAUCCGGCGGCUGCUGCGUGACCUCUGCACUGUGAGACACCUGUCUGUCUGGCGCUGACACUUCUCACUCCAAGAAAACUCUUGACCUUUUGACCCCUGCAAGCGUCUGCCAGCCAGACAGACAGACUGGUGGAGAGCGAGUCGUAGAGCGAGUCGACACUCUGUCCGCAGAGAGGAAAGCGGUGGUUUGAUUCCCCAGGACGGCGCCCCCCUCAGGUGGAGAAGAGCUGAUGUUUUUAUAUAACGGGACCCAACAGGUUAGAUUUCACAAAGGUACCAGAACAUUACCUUCAUCCACGAGGCCGUGACGGGCUGGGUUAUUGAUUUGGAUUUGUUUUUGACGUUUGUUUUGAAGACUCCAGGUAGAAGAUUUCCACAGUGAUGCUUUUAUAAGUUUCUCAAGAAAAAGAGGUUUUGUAAUUGAACUGUGUCCAUUUUUAAGAAGUAAAGAAAGACAUUUUACGGUCUGGUCACAGAAGAAGAAUUCAUUCGUGAACCUUUUUGUAAAAAGCUUGAUGACCACUAACACGAGUUCAACAUCUCUCUGUUUGACUUUUUGUUCAUUUCACUCGACACUAGUUCUCUCACUUCCUGUUAACGAGCAUCAACUGUCCGUUAGGUUUGCAUCGUUUAUUUAAGAGACAUAUUUGUAACAUCGACGUCACACCUACAGAGGAGGUUCAAUAAAGCUACACAGCGCUGCACGGCUAAUUAACCACGUUAGCUUCUCUUCAUUUUUGGUAUCUUCGGUCUAGCAAAGGUCAGAGAGUCUCAAAGAUUUACGAUCCGAUUCCUUUUGAACUGAUAGAUUUUGCAGCAGGUUUAAUUGCUCGUUACAAAGGGAAAAAAAUGAAAAGCUGAAACUCCAACCUGAUGUUAAAGGAAAGCUUAGAAACAAAACAACUUCUGAAAGAUGCUCAGCGUGUCAUGAAAACACAUUUUAGGCUUUUGGUGUCAUUUUAACAACAUAACAUAAUUAUUAUUAAAAACCUGAUCUCCUGGUUGACCGUGUUUGUUUAUACCUCCCACCAUAAAUAGUUUUUUUUCUAUUUAAUACUACGUCACAGCUCUUAAUGUAGCAUAUUCACACGUGUUUACAUGAAGUCAGUUCAGACUUUAUGGCUCAAAAUGACACAAAAAAAGCAAGAAUGGAGUUAUUAUUGCCGUUAAUCGCUUACAAAUAGUUUUGCCUAUAUAUGUAUAUACACAUAUAUGUAUAUAACCAUUUCAAUUCAACAAGUUCUUUAUAAAAGACGUUACGGGUUUCAUCUUUUAGUUGCUCCUGACUUCACAUCUUUAUUUCUUUUCUCUUUUGAUUUCUCUUUAUCAGGUUUUGUUUUAGAUGAGUUCUUCUACUUCUUUAGAUUUAUGUUCAUUUGUUUAUGCAAAAUGUCUCUUUCUGACUGUACAAAGAAAAACAACAUUUUAAUGAGCAUAAACGUUCAUUCUCGACCUUCUUGGGAACUUUAAAUGUAACAAACUAACUUCAGCUCACAGGUUCAUUUUGUGUCGUGGAGUUAAUCUAAACACUUGUGAUGAACUCUGAAGAUGUUUUCAUCCCUGUAUGUACAAAUACAUCAUUACAGAUGAAGAGUGCUGCUUUUGCUCGUAUUUCUUAUUGAGGCCAGUCAAACUAAGCAGCAACGCUUUCAUCUGUUGUGACGCAAAAGUGUAAAUAUGUCAAAGUAAAUGUUUCAUACACUUGUAAAGGAAACUAACUGUAUAAAGCUGUAGAUUUAUUUUCAUAGACAGAUCGGUUAUGAAUCAGGUUGGUUAACUUUUAGGAUCCUGGCAGUGUUUGGUAGAAGAACGCAGAGCUUCUGUUUACUGUUGUACGAUUAAUGUGCCGUUUGUUGUCCAGUUCAGUUCACUGCAGCUCUAGACGGUGCGUUCAGGCGCUCCUCCACAACUCGGACAAAUCACAUUUGCCUGGCUCACCUCGUUUCAACCCACAGUGGCGUCGUGUUCAUUUAGUAUUUCCACCUAAAUGACCUGUUCAUGUGAUUGUGAGCUUUUUUUCCCCCGAGUUGACGAGGACGACCCUGAACGCAACACGAGUUCACGUCAAGUCAAAAGUCGAUGUUUUAUUUUUAUUUAAAGCAUGAAGAAAAACUUUGAUUAAAAUGACGAGGUUCCCGUCUGUGUGGAUUCUGUGUCACGCUUCAGAACGCUCUCACUAGCUGCCAACCAAACUCUGUGCAAAUGUUUUGAAUAUUAAAAGAUA